CUGCAACCUGGCCUGAACGCUAUGGGUUUCUCUCUUCGCCCUUGUCCUCGCCGCAACUCGACUGCCUCGACCGUCGAAUCUUUCUGCUCCAUCUCGUCGACCUCAUCGCCAUGGUCACUCUCCCCGGCGGCCGCCAUACAUUGGCCCGCCUUACGUACGGUUCCGUUUGCCUGCGCCCUCGCCACCGUCCACGGAUACCGUGGACGGCUUCUCGACACAUGCAUCGUAAUUGAGAAAGUGACAGAGUGCAAGCGCGAAGGCCAAGAUGGAACUGUCUAUCACGGCGCAUGCCAAUGAUGUCUACCUAUAUCCUAUUGACCCCAAGCUACCAGAGAGCGCGCAAGAGCAGCUUCGCGCGGACCGAGCAGGGCCCGCACUUUAUGUUGCGAGCGUCCAUCUCAAGAUCCCGAGCAAUACCAAGCCAAAAGAUUUAAAGGGCAUUAUUCAAAAGCUGGAGGUCAAACUGGAAGGGAAAGAGAUGCUCAGUUUCGCGGGUGGUGCCCACUUGGAGCAAAACACCCCGUUUGAUAUCACGAAAGUGCUAGAAGGAGCCGAUGUCACACUUCCGUCGUCUAGGCUUUUGCGCGCCACACUGCCGGAUCGAAAUACAGACUCUUGGAAAAAGAGCGGAGCUUCCUAUCUCUCAUCACCGCCCAGCACAGCGGCUUCCUCUGCGGGCCCCUCGUCGCCCCAUCAAGAUACACACCAACCGCUCUCGCCGAUCAGCCCGCUAGAGUCACCGGGUGGGUCAUCCCUCGACCAUCAAGGGGCUUCCAACUUGGGCCUCGAACCUGGGAAAGUCUACUCGUGGGACUUCAUUUUUGAGGUCCCACACGAAUCGGCACCCUAUGAACGCAGCAAGCAUGGGCGGCUCUACCAGCGCGUCACGGCCAAGCUCUGGCUCAAAGGAAGGGGUGGCCUGAUAGGCUCAGGGAAAAAGACGCUCACUGCCCAAAAGAAUGUCUUUUUCAUCGCAUUACCCGGUCAAGACGAGUCGCUUGCCUACAGCUUUACACACCGGGACGCAGUCGAACACCUCGGCCCGCUCCUCGUCACUACACGCUCGCAGCACUUGACCGUGGGCGGGUAUAUUCGCACAGCUCUUUCGCUCCCGAACCCGAAUCCAGAGCUGCAGAUUCUCGAAGCUAGUUUGUACCUGAUUCAGACGUUCCAUCUGCACUCUCGCAAACAGGUGCUGAUGCAACCGUGCCAGGCGGACUACUUUCCGAUCUUUGAAUCGAAAGGCAGCGACAUCCUGCGGGAAGAGGAGCAAGCUCAGGGAAGCGACGAGGAGGAUGAUGAGGACGACGAAAAUGACAACGCAUCGAGCGCCAGUAAGCAUGUGUCGUUUGAAGGCAGCUGGAUCAACAAGCUUCCGACGGAUAACAUGGUGCGAUGCAGCGCGCUGCCUGGCAGUCUCUCCGCCAUCAAACCACAGCACCAGUUCCAGUUCUCGCUGAAGUACACGUACCCGGGUAUGCAGGAGGAGCUCGGGAAGCCAUCUAAGCUGUACCAAGCUACAUGGAGCGUCAACUUAGCGAGCUGCGCGGCGCGGUACGAGAAUCUGAGACUGCCGGGCUACUCGGCCUUCGACGACAAGCCGGUGCCGGAAACGCAUCGCGACGAGUGGACGGGUCCGAAUGAGCAUGAGAGUUUCACGCAUUGCGCUUGCGGCGACUCGCUGGAGAAACUGAUCCGCGUCGAAGCUGAGGCAGAGCGCGAGCAGCAGCAUCGGCUGGCGGAAGAUAUUCGGCAGGACAUUGAGCACAUGCGUCUCGCGUCACGCUCCUCGUCGCGGUCCAACUCGCGUGCGGCGUCGCGCUCCAACUCACGCGCACCGUCACGCUCCAACUCACGCGCACCAUCACGCAGCGUCUCGCGGAGGCCGUCGUUCAAUUGCUUGCCGACGGGCACGAGCGGGAGCGGGUGCGUCGGUGCUGGCGCUUGGCCCGCGUCUCCCUCGUUGUCGCGCUCGCCUUCGCUGUCACCCUCUCCCGGACCCGCUGCUGGUGGUGCUCCCGGGCCGUCCGCCAUCUCGGCUGCCGUGCGCUUUGCACCGAGCCACAGCAAUGACCGCAGUCGAAGUCGCGGUCGGAACACCAGCAGCCGCGCUAUGGCGGACGACGGAGACGGCGAUGCAGACAGCCAUAGUGCCAAUGGUCAAAACCAGGGCCAGGGCCAAAGCGAGGGCGAGGGCUAUGGAUACGGCUACGGUUACGGCUACGGCUUGGGCUACGGGCAUGAGCGCGGGGAGAUGGACUUGGUGAUGCGCAGGCGGAUGCGUGAGAAGGAGCGCCAGCUGUACGAGAUUGUGCCGCCCGAGGCGAGUUGAGGCGCAUAGCCGUGCGGGGACUACGGGGUGAAUGGAUUGGAUGGGAUCUUGAUGGCAGCACGCACGAAACUGCUCGGCGCUGCUGCCCAUCAUCUUUGCGCUUCCAGCAGCAGCAUCGGCACGAUCAUAGCAAAGCAACCGUCACCGUCGGUUUGUUUGUUUGUUGUACUUGUACCCUUUGCCGAGCAACGAUGAUGUCUUC
This is a messenger RNA of Tilletiaria anomala UBC 951, 2534 nucleotides long. RefSeq lists its product as uncharacterized. The record is from RefSeq and is a predicted model, not a curated record. NCBI's taxonomy places the organism in Eukaryota, Fungi, Basidiomycota, Exobasidiomycetes, Georgefischeriales, Tilletiariaceae. Bases 479 to 2332 code for a protein of 617 amino acids. The transcript has 4 exons.